AUGUCCACUACUGCUAAAGGAAGAAUUACCGGAGGCAAUGGCGAACGUUUCACAGCGAUGUUCAUCCUCCCCGGAAGUGAUAGGGCGGCCACCUUCCUUGGAAACUUCUACUCCAGUGUCCCGUCGCUCACCUGCGAUGAUGCGACAUUGACCUACAACAAUCCCCGCGAUCUCACAGCCGCCCGCCAAUUCGAAGCCCAACUCGGUGUCAACAAUGUCAAGUUCACAAUGAAUAAUGGUGUUAUAAUAGAGGGUGUAUUAAACACGCCUAUCUCCCCCCCCAUCAGUGCCUCGGGAGCUGGUGUCUGGGUUAUCGAAUAA
Molecule: messenger RNA, 321 nt
Organism: Psilocybe cubensis
Lineage: Eukaryota; Fungi; Basidiomycota; Agaricomycetes; Agaricales; Agrocybaceae
Exons: 1
Coding region: 1-321 (106 amino acids)
Source: RefSeq, a predicted model, not a curated record